This is a messenger RNA of Staurois parvus, 1717 nucleotides long. Lineage: Eukaryota; Metazoa; Chordata; Amphibia; Anura; Ranidae. The record is from the annotation of a GenBank genome assembly.
GUGGUGGCGGCGGCGGCGGGCAGCACCUAUGUACCAAAACCUGUCAACUGGGCAGAUGAGACUGAUGAUUUGGAGGGAGAUGUCUCCACAACAUGGCAUAGUAAUGAAGAUGAUGCAUACAGAGCUCCCCCAAUUGAUCGUUCAAUCCUUCCCACUGCCCCCCGAGCUGCACGUGAACCUAAUGUGGACCGAAGUCGCCUGCCGAAAAGUCCUCCCUUCACUGCUUUUCUUGGAAAUCUUCCCUAUGAUGUGACUGAAGAAUCCAUCCAAAAGUUCUUCAGGGGCUUGAAUAUUAGUGCUGUUCGUCUGCCCCGUGAACCCAGCAAUCCAGAGAGAUUAAAAGGGUUUGGUUACGCAGAGUUUGAUGACUUGGAAUCUCUUCUGCGGGCUUUGAGUCUUAACGAGGAAUCUCUAGGAAACAGAAGGAUAAGAGUGGACAUAGCUGACCAAGCACAGGACAAAGAUCGGGACGAUCGCUCAUUUGGCAGAGAUCGGGACCGCAAUAGAGAGUCUGAUAAAACAGAUUCCUCUGACUGGAGGGCGCGUCCCAGCACAGACAACGAUGAUUAUCCUCCUCGCCGUGAGGAGGGCUUCGGAGACAGGUAUCGAAAUGACCGGUAUGAGUCAGACCGAUAUCGUGAUGGCCCACGCAGGGAUGACCGCUAUGAUCGAGACAGAGGAAGGGAUCGCUAUGAUGAUCGUGACCGCCGGGAUUAUGAUAGAGGUUAUGACUCACGGGGAGGUAGUGGAAGAAGAGCAUUUGGCAGCGGGUACCGUCGAGAUGAUGAAUUCAGAGGUGGUGCAGAUCGAUAUGGUGGUGAUAGGUAUGAUGACCGGCGUGAUGACCGGCGUGAUGAUAGGUCGGACAGGUGGAACGGCUAUUCUCGAAAUGAGGAAAGGAAGGAAGAAAGAGGUCCUCCCCAGAGGCCAAAGUUGAAUCUCAAACCUCGUUCUGCACCCAAGGAGGAAGAGACCAGUGGUUCAGCACCCUCGAGUCGAGCUGCAUCAAUAUUUGGGGGUGCCAAACCCGUGGAUACAGCUGCCCGAGAACGUGAGGUAGAAGAAAGAUUGCAGAAAGAACAGGAAAAAAUGCAACGUCAUUUGGAUGAUGACCGGCCUCGACAGAUAGAAAGGAAGCCACGGGAAAGGCAUCCAAGCUGGCGAAGUGAAGAAAACCAAGAAAGGUCUCGGACUGGAAGUGAGUCGUCUCAAACAGGCACCAGUGGGAUCAUCCUCAAGGAUCUCACGACGGAGGGAAAGCGAGAAAUCUGUGGAAAAUGAAGUGUUUGGAAAAGAUGAGGAAUCUCCUAGCUUGAAGUCCCCCAAAUCUGAUUCCCAGCUCCCUUUAAAAGUUAUGCCUGCCCCGCCUCCUAAGGAGAAUGCAUGGGUGAAGCGUAGUACAGCACCUGCCCCUUCUCGCUCCCUCAGUUCAGAGUCCUCCCAGAGUGGAGGAGAGAGACCUCAUGAUUCAGAAACGCGGCAGCCUGUGAAUGUGCAAAGAGAUGAGAACAAAGUAGAUGGUGUGGACCAUGUGUCGAUGUCUAGUGGACGUGGCAUUGGAGAUCGCAAUAGAGUGUCCGAUAGGAAAGAUGUGGAUUUAAAGACUGGGUCGGAGCCAAGGAGGAAAGAUGAGCAGGACGCUAAAUUCAGCCAAGCAAGUAAAUACGCAGCUUUGUCUAUGGAUGGAGAAGAGGAGCCUGAAGAAUACGCAGACUAA